This is a messenger RNA of Sinocyclocheilus grahami, 1029 nucleotides long. RefSeq names its product asc-type amino acid transporter 1-like. Gene Ontology annotation, cellular component: membrane. Gene Ontology annotation, biological process: D-serine transmembrane transport; D-alanine transmembrane transport. Lineage: Eukaryota; Metazoa; Chordata; Actinopteri; Cypriniformes; Cyprinidae. The record is from RefSeq and is a predicted model, not a curated record. Gene Ontology annotation, molecular function: neutral L-amino acid transmembrane transporter activity; L-amino acid transmembrane transporter activity. Bases 19 to 1029 code for a protein of 336 amino acids. The transcript has 7 exons.
GUUCGUGCGCGAGCUGAAAUGGAUGGAGUAGAGAGGAAAAGGACGGAGGCUCAGAGGAGCAUGAUGAAAGACAGCGAUCUUAAACAAGACUCCGGCAUCCCUGAGCGCGUGACACUGAAGAAGGAGAUCGGGCUUCUGAGCGCGUGCACGAUCAUCAUUGGUAACAUUAUUGGCUCAGGGAUCUUCAUCUCUCCUAAGGGUGUUCUGGAGCAUUCGGGUUCGGUUGGCUUGGCGCUGGUGGUGUGGGUGUUAGGAGGAGGCAUCGCUGCUCUGGGCUCUCUUUGCUACGCUGAACUAGGGGUCACCAUCCCCAAAUCUGGAGGCGACUAUUCCUACGUCACAGAGAUCUUUGGCGGUCUCGUGGGGUUUCUGCUGUUGUGGAGUGCAGUACUGAUCAUGUAUCCCACCACACUGGCAGUCAUCGCUCUCACUUUCUCGAACUACGUGCUUCAGCCUGUUUUCCCAUACUGCGUUCCUCCAUACAUAGCCACACGCAUGCUGUCCACCAUCUGCAUACUGUUUUUGACAUGGGUGAACUGCUAUAGUGUGCGUUUGGCCACACGGAUCCAGGACGCUUUUACCGUGGGGAAGCUGCUGGCUCUGGGGCUCAUCAUUACUGUCGGUUUAGUGCAGAUCUUUGGAGGUAACUAUGAGAGCCUGACUCCACAGGUGGCGUUCAUGUUUAAUAAAGCUCCCUCCAUAGGGCAGAUUGCUCUUGCUUUUCUACAUGCCUCCUUUGCCUUCAGCGGCUGGAACUUCCUCAACUACGUUACGGAGGAAGUGGUGGAUGCGAGGAGGAAUCUGCCACGAGCCAUAUACAUCUCCAUUCCUCUGGUCACAUGUGUGUACACGCUCACAAACAUUGCGUAUUUCUCCUCCAUGUCUCCUGAGGAACUGCUGUCUUCCAACGCAGUGGCUGUUACUUUCGGUGAAAAGCUUCUCGGGGUGUUUUCCACCCUCAUGCCGAUCUCUGUGGCACUCUCCACUUUUGGGGGUAUCAAUGGUUACCUCUUCACCUCCUCCAGGUGA